This is a messenger RNA of Neopelma chrysocephalum (saffron-crested tyrant-manakin), 699 nucleotides long. Its product is annotated as neuropathy target esterase-like. The transcript is spliced from 5 exons. NCBI's taxonomy places the organism in Eukaryota, Metazoa, Chordata, Aves, Passeriformes, Pipridae. The record is from RefSeq and is a predicted model, not a curated record. The annotation marks the transcript as partial.
GACAUGCAGCCCCUGAGGCUCUUCCCCCAGCCCGGCCACCCCGCCCGCACCAGCCCCAUCCGGCACAGCAAGAGGGGCCUGGGCAGCACCGACGAGGGCCGGGAGCAGGCCGAGCUGCUGAAAAGUGCGGGAUUGGAGACCCCGGUGCCGCCGCCGCCGCCCCUGAGCCGCUGCAUCUCCAUGCCCGUGGACAUCUCCGGCAUCCAGAAGGGUCCCCGCUCCGACUUCGACAUGGCCUACGAGCGCGGCCGCAUCUCGGUGUCGCUGCAGGAGGACAGCACGGGGGCCAUGGCCGGAUUCGCGCGGUCGGUGUCCCACGAGCCCAAGGAGCGCAAGUCGGUGACGCUGGAGGAGCCCCCGCCGGGGUCCCACCAGUCCAACUCCAGCGAGGACGAGGCGGGGCCGGGGCCGUGUCCCUUCGGGCCCUUCCAGGGCCGCCAGACCAACCUCGUCUUCGAGGCCGCCAAGCAGGAGCUGGUCAAGCUCAUGAAGGUGGAGUUCCUCGUGUUGGUCCCCGUCCCCUCAUGUUGGUCCCCUGUUGCUCUGGGGUGGGUCUCUGGUGGCCUGGUCAUCCUUCUCCCCUCAUGGUGGUCCCCAUUGUUUGUGGUGGUCCCCAUGACCUCCUGGUCAUCCUUGUCCCCUCAUGGUGGUCCCUGUGACCUCCUGGUCAUCCUUGUCCCCUCAUGGUGGUCCCCGUGA